Lycium ferocissimum is the source of this 423-nucleotide messenger RNA. RefSeq lists its product as uncharacterized. The transcript has 2 exons. The coding region runs from base 1 to 423 and encodes 140 amino acids. NCBI's taxonomy places the organism in Eukaryota, Viridiplantae, Streptophyta, Magnoliopsida, Solanales, Solanaceae. The record is from RefSeq and is a predicted model, not a curated record.
AUGAAAGGAGUUAUGAGAUUUGGUCGGAAGGGUAAGCUAAGCACUAGGUAUAUCAGUCCUUAUGAGAUUUUGGACCGAAUUGGGUUGGUGGCAUAUAGAUUUGUUUUACCUCCGAGAUUGUCUAUUGUUCAUCUUGUAUUUCAUGUGUCUAUGAUUAGAAGAUAUGUUGGUGAUGAUAACCAUAAGAUUCAGCCAGAAGAUGUGGAGCUUGAUGAGAAUUUGACUUAUAAGGAGGGUCCGAUAUCUAUUCUUGAUAGGCAAGUGCGACAAUUGAGGUCGAAGAAGGUAGCUUCAGUCCAAGUGUUAUGGCGUAAUCAUCCAACCGAGGAAGCUAGUUGGGAGUCUGAAGCAGAUAUGCGAGAUAAAUAUCCUCACUUAUUUGAGGCGACAGAUACUGGUGCUGAGAAUGAGGCUGGUGGUUGA